AUGGAGGAACCAGAUGAAGAUUUUUUAGAGACGAUUGUUAUUUUAGCACAGAAUCUAGAGAAGAAAUCAAAAGCAAAACAACAAUACCAAGACUAUUCUGAUGACGCUGAACAAGUAGUAUCAUGGUUACUCUUUUUAAUCGUAAAGGGUACUUACCCAGCUAUCAUGCAUGAUGACUUAUUUAUACUACUAUCGUACUAUUCAAAGAUUAAAGAAAAAGCAAUACAGUUACUUGAUAGAUUAGUGGAUAGAGAAGGAACCGAUUUAAUCGGUUUUAUAACAGAGCCAUUAAUGGAUGAUAUCAAAGUUGAACUAAUAGAGUUGCUAAAGUCAACUCUUACAGAUACCUUUAAACAACAUUUAUUUAGUAUCAUUCUAUCAUUUGCAAAUUAUUUAAUACCAAGAGGUCGUUGGAUUGAAUUAGAGAAAGAUAAAUUGGAUCGACCAUCAUCAAAGGUGAACAACCAAGAAGAAGAUGAUAAUGAAGAUGAAGAAGAAGAAAAAGAAGAUGAUAAAGAAGAAGAAGAAGAAGAAGAAUCAAUAUUUCAAGAUAAUGCAAAAGCAUUACUACAAGUAUUAUCAGAACAUGACUUUCAAACAGAAAAACAAGAGAUAUUGAAGGAGUUGUUCAGAUCUGAUGAUUAUAACACAGAGUUGACCGAUGAACAGUACAAAUCAUACAUGCCCACACUCUUAUCAAUACUCGAACAAAUGGUUAGGGUUGAUGAUGACGAAGAUGAUGAUGAUGAGGAAUUACUCAAAAGUAUAAUAGAGGGCUUGAAUCAUGUUAUAUCAAUAUCAGUUAUUUGGAUUGAAUACAUUAAACCAAUCAAUGGAGCGAUGGUAAAGAUAUUGGACAAUGUCUCUUCAUCCAGAAAGAUGGUAUUGGACAUUUUGUUGAUCUUGGCCAGGAACACACCAACCAAAGAAAAAGAGAGUCAAAUUGAUAAGAAUGAUAUUGAAAGAAUCAUUUAUCAUUUGAAUGACUGGCUGGCUGAUGAAUCAUUAAAAGAUUGGAGAAGAGAUAGAGAUGCAUCAGCACGGGCUGACAACUUUUAUAACUUUGACUAUAACAUUGAAGAUGAUAAUGACGUUCCACCAGAGUAUUCUGUCACAGACCCCUUUAUCGAACAAGAAUAUCACUUUGGGGACAUCAUUUCAAAUAUGUCUCGAUUCGUGAGCGCCCUUGGUCAACGUGCAUCAGUACUGGCUUUCAAACAUUUCAACACCAUGUUAAACUCUAAAUCUUGGGAAGAAAGAUUUGCGAUUUUGAUUAGUUUAUCACAGUCUUGUCACUCUGAUGAUCGUAUUAUGCACCAAUUUUUUACUUAUUUUGAUAUUCUAUAUAGGUCAGCAUUAAAAUUAGUAAAUGAUCAAAAUAUACAAGUUAGAUGGUUAUCAUUUCAAUGUUUAAUUAGAUUAUCAGUUGAAUUUCCAACAACAAUGGUCGAAUCAAGACAAGAAAUAUUUCAAGUGAUUGGGAAAUCAAUUCAAAGCAACAUUUCAGAUGAACAUAUUCAAAAUCGUUGUUGUGUUUUGUUUAAAAAGAUUAUUCCAAAACUAACCAAGGGUAUGAUUGAUGAUAUUGUUUUGGAUGGAUUUUGCAAUUCAAUUCAAAUACUUGUUCAAUCACCAAAAUCAUAUCUUGUUGAAAAGUCAUUAGUAUUAUUUACAAAAUUUAUACAAAAAACUCAAAUGAACUUUGCACCUAAUUAUAGAAAUAUCUCUCAGAUACUAUUAUCAUUGUUAGAAAAACAAACUGAUAGUCAAGAGAUAUAUAGUCUUGCAAUCAAAGCAUUUUCAAUGUGUGACUAUGUUAUGGAUAACAAUAUAACCUAUGCAAAAGAUUUAAACAAGGUUAUGAAGUUUAUCAAAAAGGAGGAAUGGUCGUUUGAUCGGAUCGUAAAUACUUUCAGAGAUUCGGAUCUAUUGAAUGGAUCGUCUGGCAAUUCAUUUGCAUUGUAUUUACCAAUGUUUAUGAGGAUGCUUUUAAAUAUACUUGAAACGCCAUUACCCAAUAGACAAGACGAAAUCGAAAAAGUUUCAGAGAAUCUCAGAGAUUUUAAUUGCAUCACGAUCAACAGAAUUAAAGGAGAUCGUGGUGAUGGUCCAUUAGCACCAUACGUUGGUAGAUUGGUAGGUAUACUGUUCAAGUUGGCCGUGUGUCCCGUUAGAGAAAUUCGACAGGAGUCACUUUUCAGCAUACCUGCUUGUCUAAAGCAGUACAAACUGCAUUUUGGUUCGUACAACCACAAUACACUCGAGUUGUUUGACAAGAUUAUCAACUCAGUCCUCAAUUUAUGUCUUGUGGAAAACAAUGUUUCCUGCAUUCAUAAUCAUAUCUACGCGGUAGUGGACUCUAUCAAAGAGAUGGGUCCAGAAUCAAUGACAAUUGGUCAAGUUCAAUUUGUAAUGGACACAUUUUACAAGAUUGAACAAAAGUUGGAAGGCAUUGCACAACAAGUCAGCGAUGGAAUCCAAGAUGUCAUUGAAACCCAUGACCCUGAGGACGAUAUACCAAGUUUAAGCGUCGAAACGCUCGUUGUCAACUAUAUGAUGAUUGAAGAGAUGUUUGAAAGAAAUGGAGCAAUCGCAACACCUCUUAUCACCUCUCAUUUCUUGGAUAGGAUUUGCCAAAAGUUACAUGACACUGAACAAGAGGAUAGUUACACCAAAAGGGGUAUCUUGGAUUUCAUAUUCAUCUACGUCAAGAAUGGUGGUGAGUCUGCCAUCAACACAUUCCCACGGAUCAUUCCAGCCAUUAUCCAAUGUCUAUCCCAUUCAAAUGACAGUGUCACCCUUCGAAUUAGUUGUUAUACACUUGGAAAGAUAGCAGAAUACGUUCCACAAGUCAGCAAUGUCAACUUUAUUAUUCAAAAGUGGUUGUCAACGCUUCCCAUAAAGAAAGAUAUUGCUAUCAUGGUUGAUACCCUUUUUUCCAUUAUCCGUCUCUACCCAAAAGAAUGUCUAGGUCAACAGUACCAACAUGUUGUCAAGAUACACCAAAUCAUAACACAUUAUAUGACAGAUUGCCAACAAAAAGAAAAACAACAACUCUAUCAAAUUUGGUUAUUUAUCAAAGAAUCAUUUGAAGCAAAUUGGGAUCGUCUCUCAAAAGCUAGAAAGGAUACUCUAUCAAAUUUGGAAAGAAUAACAAAUACUUGGACAAUCUAA
Molecule: messenger RNA, 3174 nt
Organism: Cavenderia fasciculata
Lineage: Eukaryota; Evosea; Eumycetozoa; Acytosteliales; Cavenderiaceae
Exons: 6
Coding region: 1-3174 (1057 amino acids)
Biological process (GO): protein import into nucleus
Cellular component (GO): cytoplasm; nucleus
Molecular function (GO): nuclear import signal receptor activity
Source: RefSeq, a predicted model, not a curated record